Rhinolophus ferrumequinum (greater horseshoe bat) is the source of this 3478-nucleotide messenger RNA. It is a transcript of the gene RBM11, whose product is annotated as RNA binding motif protein 11. Gene Ontology annotation, molecular function: single-stranded RNA binding. NCBI's taxonomy places the organism in Eukaryota, Metazoa, Chordata, Mammalia, Chiroptera, Rhinolophidae. The transcript has 5 exons. Gene Ontology annotation, cellular component: nucleus. The coding region runs from base 53 to 766 and encodes 237 amino acids. Gene Ontology annotation, biological process: regulation of alternative mRNA splicing, via spliceosome. The record is from RefSeq and is a predicted model, not a curated record.
GAGGGCGGGGCCUCGGCGCCUUCUCCUCGGUCCUGGGGCCAAGACUAGAGGAAUGUUCCCUGCACAGGAGGAGGCCGACAGAACGGUGUUUGUGGGGAAUUUAGAGGCCCGUGUACGGGAGGAGAUCCUUUACGAGCUGUUCCUUCAGGCUGGGCCAUUAACCAAAGUGACUAUAUGCAAAGACAAAGACGGAAAGCCGAAGUCUUUUGGAUUUGUCUGCUUUAAACAUCCAGAAUCGGUGUCUUAUGCCAUAGCUUUGCUGAAUGGAAUUCGUUUAUAUGGAAGACCAAUUAAUGUGCAGUAUCGAUUUGGGAGUUCUCGCUCUUCUGAACCAGCUAACCAAAGUUUUGAGAGCUGUGUUAAGAUAAAUUCACACAGCUACAGAAAUGAAGAAGUCGUGGGCAGAUCUUCCUUUCCCAUGCAGUUCUUUCCAACUAAUAAUGCAGCUUUACCUCAAGAAUACUUUUGCUUUCAGCGGAUGUGGCAUGCGUAUAACCCAGCACUGCAGCUUCCUUACUGUGAGAUGACAGCACCACUUCCUAAUAACACAUCUGUGUCUCCCUCACUAAAUCGUGUUCCAAAUCUAGAGGCUGGACCCAGCUCCUAUGAAUGGACUCACCAACAACCACGUGACCCUGACCUUUAUCAGAUGAAUAAACGAAAGAGGCAAAAACAAACCAGUGAUAGUGAUAGUAGUACAGAAAACAAUAGAGGAAGUGAAUAUAGUCAAAAGUUCCAAAAGUGUAAGAAGAAGAAAAGAUAUUAGUAUUACAUUUAAAUGAAAUUUAUCUAUACUUGUCUUAAUGCUCUUAAAAGAAAAAAAAAUCUGUAUUGUACUAAAUGACCAAGUUCAUGGCUUUCUUGUCUUUUUUGAAAUAUAUAAUACUAUAAUAUCUGAUUUGCUAUUGAAUUUUUGUCUUGAAUGACAGAAACUUAAAAAUAAUAUACUACGUUUUGUAUUUGUAAUGGUACUGUUGACAUAUUGUUAACGAGAAAUACAUUUUGAGUUGUUACAUUUUAGUACUGAUGAUGAAAUUGCACUAUACUGUCAAAAGUCAUUUAGCACUUGUGGAUAAGGCACAAUGCUCUCCUCCAAUGUCACCUAUAUGGAGUAGUGGGUUUUUCUGAAUGAAACUAGUGCAAAUAUUUGAGUUGUGUGCCGUUUCCAACAGAGGGAAGAAGCAAGCUUUAGUUUCCUUUAUUAACAUUUUAUGUUUUAUGUCUAAAUAUGUUAUUUCUGAGCCUUACCUCUCCUACAGGUUUAUUUCAUAAAACGAGGAUAUAUAACAGUGGUACCAAAGGAAAGAUGAUUUAUACAAUUGUAUAUAUAAAUAUGAAUGUCUCCUUUCACUUAUUAAUUUUAUUUCACAAAAACACAUGACUGUCAGAAUUUAUUAUCCACCUCUUUUGCUAACUGGGUUGGAGAGGGUAUGUGUGACAUAUUUAAGACUUGAUAAUGGAAAAUAAAUAGAAUGGUAUUUCAUUAAUGUAUGAUAUUAUAAUAUUUAAUAUAUACCAUCAAAUCAAGUUUCUUAUUUCUUAUGUAUGAUAUUAUAAUAUUUAAUAUAUACCAUCAAAUCAAGUUUCUUAUUUCUGGCUCAUUUAUUUUUAGAAGAUAGACUACGUAUAAAUUACUUGUUUAUUUGGAAAUAUUUUGUUAACUUUGUAGCUCAUCAUAAACUAAAAUUUGUAAAAUGUAUUUACUAAAGCUAAUGAAAGAAUCAUGCAACUUCAUUAGGAGUUACCCACCCAAGUCAACAGGAAAAGCUAUGCUUGGAUAUUUCUUUUACAUAUUGCAUAGCACUUUAUAGAUGUCUAUUAUUUAAAAUAAUAAAGAUGUUUUUAGCAAAAUGAGUAGCUGAAUUUAACUUUUGGUUGUAAAUAUACAGUGCAGUCACGUUUUAAAUGUAAUUAUUAGAGUAUUUCCAUCUGAUCAUCAUGAAAACUAAAUUCGGCUUGGUGUAACUUGAUCUAUAUAUUUUCAUGUUCGUAAAUAUUCAAAUUAAAAUAGAUGACAUCUUUUCUUUUUAAAUUCAGUUUUGCAAUUUAGAAUUAUGCCAAAGGAAAAAUAAAUUUCUGUGUAAAUAGAAAAUAAUACAUAAACGCAUUAACUUCACCUCAGCCUUUUCUUCAAUUCUUAUAUCUUACAGUUCACCUUAGCUGUAAAUUAUUUCUGUGUGAUUGGCAUUAUAGGAAAUACAUACAUGAGAAGUGUCUCUUAGCAAGUAAGAGUGGUAUAUUUGUAAGAAAAUUGUCUUGAAAUACUGUUACACAAACUAAAAUCUUUGAACUGCAAGGAACGUGCAACUUUUUUCAUCACAAGCAGAAAUUCCCUCAAUAUCAACUUAGCAAGUCAACCAAUUCGAACCAAACAGAAGGCAAAUUUAUCUAUUACCCCAGUGUCUUUCAUUGUUAAAAAUAUCAAAUAUAAUCUACAAUCCUGUACAAUUUUAAAUUACCGAUUUUCCCAACACUGUUUUUGAGUUAAAAUUUAUUGAAUUAUUUACCUUAAAGGGUAUUGUUCUUAAAAUUUUAAUUCUCCACUCUCAAAAAUCUAUUUUUAAGUAUGUAAUGUAUACAUUCUACUUCAAAUGCUAGAAGACACUUGGAAUUUGAGAACAAAGUGAGUUCAUCUUUUCAUUCUCAUAUUCACUAUUUUUUUAGUGAGUUUCUGUAAUGCAUCAAGCAGUAGAAAAACAAGAGAAAAAUUAUUUAGAAUUAAAGUUGGUCCAAAUGAUGAGUGCAAAACACACCCUUGAAAUCUUUAAGUGUUCAUAUUCUACCUUCAUUUUCUGUUUCCAUACAUCCUAGUAAAGCCAGUUACAUCAGAAUUAAGUCUGGUUCUCAUUGAUUUAUUUCCCAUUAAGAAAAGUGAAUAGAUAGUCUGGGUUUGAUUUUGGUUAAAAUGAGCUAAUCUAUAAAUCUCUAUAAAAAGUAUAUUUUACUGGAAGAAGUUCAAAAAAAAAAAUAUUUUUAACAGAAUGAAAACUACCUUUACACCUCAAGCCCAGGGAAGUUGAGUGAGCACGUGAGCUCAGCUGUUCCAGUUUGUACUAAGAAAUAUUUUCUGAGGUUGUUAGUCAUGUUGUUAUUCUGCCUGAUCAGAAUCUUCUACAAGGUCAAACGCAGCCUCAGUUGUGGACUAAGUAGUAAGUCUCUAUUCCCAAUCAUGCCCAACCUGCAUGUUACUUCACGUGCAUGCAAAAACUUGUUUCAGCAAGGAAGACAAGUGAUCUAUUAUCUGGUUCCUGGUAAAAUUUCGUUUUGAGCUUCCAACACCAUCUUGUUAUAAUCGUCAACAGGUUUUAUAAAGAUUAAGAAACACGUGCUACUGGCAGUUAAUUAAGGAAUAUAACCAGUAUGUAAGGAUACAAACUAACAUAUUUCCUGAGUUGUGAGCCCUGAGAAAGAUUGAGCCAAACAAGCCUAUAUAAUAUCAUUUACUACAAGGAACCUGGGUCUAAUAAUAAUUGGCUCA